Molecule: messenger RNA, 1874 nt
Organism: Trichoplusia ni (cabbage looper)
Lineage: Eukaryota; Metazoa; Arthropoda; Insecta; Lepidoptera; Noctuidae
Gene: Madm
Product: nuclear receptor-binding protein homolog
Exons: 10
Biological process (GO): endoplasmic reticulum to Golgi vesicle-mediated transport; protein phosphorylation; intracellular signal transduction
Cellular component (GO): cytoplasm; endomembrane system
Molecular function (GO): protein serine/threonine kinase activity; ATP binding
Source: RefSeq, a predicted model, not a curated record
AGUAAGUGUCACUAUGGAUUUAUAUUUGUGUCGGAUAGAAUACGUCGAGAGCUACGCCGGCGGACAAUUUAUUUCAAUUAUCAUGAAUAAGCUCAGUGGAGACGCUGUGUGUUAUUGCUUGUUCUAGAAAAACAUAUCAACUAUAUAAAUCGUCAAUAAAAAAGUUUAUAACGAGUGCCGUGUAACGAAUAAUGGUUUGGGAAGAAACGAUAGUGACGUCUCUCGAUUCAGCCUUGGAUAUUAUGGUUACGAGAAAAAGUGUAUUUUGAAAAUAUACCAAGUGUUUUCUUGUAAAAAACGUCUGUGAAGUAUUCAUCGACUGUGUGGUGGUUUUGUUCGAGGUUUUGGUGUUGUAUAUCGGUGUUAUGUCGGGUGGCAGAAGCAUCGACAAGGAGCGAAAGUCUCCUCGGGAAAGCGGGGAGGACUCGGAGGACGAGAGCGAGAUCCUCGAGGAGAGCCCCUGCGGUCGAUGGUUGAAGCGCCGGGAAGAGGUUGAGCAGCGCGAUGUGCCCGGCAUCGACUGCGCGAACCUCGCGAUGGACACCGAGGAGGGUGUGGAGGUGGUCUGGAACGAGGUGCAGUUCUCCGAGCGCAAGAAUUUCAAGGCGCAGGAGGACAAGAUACAGAUGGUGUUCGACAACCUCACCAGGCUGGAGCACCCCAACAUCGUCAAAUUCCACCGGUACUGGACCGACACACACAACGAUAAGCCUAGGGUAAUAUUCAUAACGGAGUACAUGUCGUGUGGCUCCCUGAAGCAGUUCCUCAAGCGAACCAAACGGAAUGUCAAGAGACUGCCGCUGCAGGCGUGGAAGAGGUGGUGCACGCAGAUACUCUCAGCGCUCAGCUAUCUACAUGGCUGCGUGCCGCCGAUCGUCCACGGCAACCUGACGUGCGACACCAUCUUCAUCCAGCACAACGGGCUCGUGAAGAUUGGCUCCGUGGCGCCCGACGCCAUUCACCAUCACGUCAAGACCUGCCGGGAGAACAUGAGGAAUAUGCACUUCAUUGCUCCCGAAUACGGAUCAUCACAAAUGGUGACGCCAGCGAUGGAUAUCUACUCGUUCGGAAUGUGCGCUUUGGAGACCGCAGCACUUGAGAUUCAGGGCAAUGGUGACUCUGGCAGCCACGUCACGGAGGAACACAUCGUACGGACUGUUGAAUCAUUGGAGGAAACGCGCCAGAAGGACUUUAUAUACAGGUGUAUAAACAAGGAUCCUACGAAGAGGCCGACCGCCAGGGAGCUGCUGUUCCACCCCCUCCUAUUCGAAGUGCACUCUCUGAAACUAUUAGCUGCACACACCCUGGUCAACACCACAGCGAACAUUUCGGAGACGAUAACGGAUGAGGUAGCGGGUGGCGCCAGCGGUGAGGCGCUCGCCUGGUGCAUCAAGCAGGGCGAGCGGGCCGAGCUGGCCGCUAAGGACCUGCAGCCACAUGCGGAGAAACUGGAGAAGUUCGUGGAGGAUGUCAAAUACGGCAUCUACCCGCUGACGGCGUACGGGCCGGCGCUGCGCGGGCGCGGGCGCGCGGCGUCCCCGCUGGAGCGCCUGGCGGAGUCGCUGCCCGCCUCGCCCGAGCCGCGCGACCUGGAGACCCGCCGCGUCGUCAACAUGAUGUGCUCGCUCAAGCCGCACCCGCACCCGCAGCCCGACGCCACGCCCGCGGACCUGCUCAUGACGAUCCUGCUGCGCAUGGACGACAAGAUGAACCGCCAGCUGACGUGCGCCGUGUCCCGCCGCGACACCGCCUCCGCGCUCGCGCACGAGCUCGUGCAGCUGGGCUUCAUACACGAGGCGGACCGCGACAAGCUGAGCCGGCUGAUGGAGGAGUCGCUCCGCAGCAGCUUCGGGCCGGGCGCGGGGGCGCGGGCG